Ostrea edulis (European flat oyster) is the source of this 3459-nucleotide messenger RNA. RefSeq lists its product as uncharacterized. The transcript has 7 exons. NCBI's taxonomy places the organism in Eukaryota, Metazoa, Mollusca, Bivalvia, Ostreida, Ostreidae. The record is from RefSeq and is a predicted model, not a curated record. The coding region runs from base 625 to 1746 and encodes 373 amino acids. Gene Ontology annotation, cellular component: nuclear envelope.
AAAGUAGGACUUCAUCAGGUAGUAUGUCUUAUACAUUUCUGCUCCUGCGUCUGUUUCCAUGCAGCCGAUUGGGACUACUACGCCAUUCUACAGGUGAAAAGGUCAGCAACUAACGGUGUGAUAAGGAGAGCGUUCAGAAACCUGUCCAUCAGACUUCAUCCAGACAAAAACAGGUGUGAUCCUCAAGCAAAUGACAAAAUGACAUUAUUGAAUGUUGCUUGUGACACUCUAAAAAACGAAAAAAGCCGUCAGAAUUACAACAGCAAAUAUCCAAAAGCUGGGAUCAUUAUGGAGCCGUAUGACUGGGAAAUCCCGGAGUGCUCUGGAAACCAAUUGAAAGCAGAAUUCAGUACAUAUAUACACAUAUUCAUAGGCAAUACUAGAAAACAAAUGCAUGCUGGGCUCAAAAAAUGUAUUGCAUUGACAAGGAAUAUUGCUGCACUGGUACUACAAUGGAUUCUGGCAAUUGUGAAAAGAAGUGAAUCUAUGAAUGCUGAUGAAAAUACCAAAAAUUUUGUUUAUGGGAUACUCGUAGCAGCAACAGCAUCUUUUGUAUGCACGUCUUGACUGAUUCUGUUUAUUCUGCUCUGGAUCAUUGUAUUGACUAACUUACAUUUCCUGCUGAUGAUUUGGGUGACAAUACAAUACAUCAGGAACAUCAAGAUCAAGUAUUUUCCUUGCCUGGUUAUUCUUUGGAUUAUCUACCGUUACAUUCUGCACCAGAUCGACAGCAUUCUCAGCUUGGAUCUCGGUUUUUGGAAAGCAUUUUCUCUGCACCAGUAUUUAUCUUUGUUAGCUGUGUAUGUUAUGGCUUCAGUAAUGGCAACAGCCUACAUCUUCUGGACAUACAAACCUCAUCAGAAUCACUACAUUGCAUUCAUCAUUUACUUUCUACAGCUCGCACUUGCGUUGGGUUUCAUAUUUCAGGCAAAACUACAUAAAACUGAUUUUGAUGUGUUGUUAUGCCUUGUGAAAAUAAUUGUUAUUUCUAAAAUUGUAACAAAGAUUGCUCUGUACGUGUGGUUGUACAUCAAAGAGAUUUUUAAAAUGGCAACAAAUUUCAUUCUGUACUCACUAAAAGGGCUUGCCAAAAUUAUCAUGAAAAUCAUGAGCUUUUCUGCUACAUUACCCUUGAAUUUCAUAAAAGCUUGCUACAAAUCUUUCAAAAAAGCUGUGAAAAUAUGUUACAACGCAACAAAGACAUUUGCUAAAACAGUCUUCCCCUGGAUAUGGGUGGUGGCAAGUUUCACAGGAAGAGUGUGGUCCAAAUGUGUUCUGAUCUUUCCAAGAACCUCGUCCAAGUAUACUCAGAUUUGUCUCGAUCUCACUGCUGUCUCCAUUUGGUAUACAAUGUACUUUUGUGGCGUGAUGAGGGUAUGGUUUCAGAAGUUAGUGUCAACAAUCAAACAACUGUGCAUGUGUGUUCAAACAGAAAUAAUGAUUAAUGGAGCAAGAAGGUUAAAUAACCCAAUACAAGGAUGCCGGCUGUUGACUAAUGUAGAAUAUGUGAUAGAGGGGCAUUUUUACACUCAAGCCCAGCUAAAUCGGCUUCGUCGGGACUGUCAACAGACUGGGUUUAAUGUCUGGAGAGAGGCCGGUUUUCUCUCUGAUGUUAAAAGAUUCAGCAGUUUCAUCUCCAGUGGCGAUCAUGUGACAGAUGCCGAGAGGGAAGAACAUCACCGAAGUUCUCAUGUUUACCCCUGCGCCAAAGCUACAGAUUCAGAGUCAUCAGAAGAAAGUGACUAAUUCGCCUGCAGUAUUACAUGUAUUCAUAAAAAUUUAUUUUUGGAGACUAUUUUUACAGAAUUGAUUUUCAUCAUGUUUUCUGCAGACUAAAGUUCUUUAACAGUGCAAUAUAAUAUAUUUUAUCAGUUUGCAGACUACAGUUCUCAAACAGUGCAAUAUAUUUUAUCAGUUUGCAGACUACAGUUCUCAAACAGUGCAAUAUAUUUUAUCAGUUUGCAGACUACAGUUCUCAAACAGUGCAUAUAUUUUAUCAGUUUGCAGACUACAGUUCUCAAACAGUGCCAUCAAUUAGCUGGUGUACUAAGUCACUUAUUUUUGUCAUAUUUGUUUUUAUUGCAUACUUUUUAAAAAUUAUUUUUAAUAUUAUUAAGAGUAUGAGGAACAAAGAAGUAUGUACAUGUAUCUGCCUUUUGUGUUCACUCAAACUUUUCAGUAACGACUAGCAUUUGUUUUUCAUUUUACACAAAUUUCUGAACAAUGAUAUUCAUUAUUGGUACAAUCCACACAUUUAUUAGCAGUAAAUACCACUGCAACUUGAAUAUUAGAGUAAUUUAGUCCACAUGUAAAUGUCAUUUUUAAAAAGAAUGAUUUUCACAUCUGGACUCAAAACACUGCUAGUUGCACUGUCGUUUAAAAGUUUAAUUGACUUAGAUGCUUUAUAUACAUGAAACAAAUUGAUAUUAAAUCAAUCACAAGUACUGAUCAAAAAUCAAGAAAGACUCCACAGUAUGAAGGCUCCAUCUUAUCAAAAUGACCCAAUAUUUUAACAUUGGUGCAUAAAUAUCAGAAAGACUUAUCAGUUUUAUUGCAGUAGUUUAUUUUUUCUACUGGUUCAGAGUAUCUAGAACAAAAACACCAAGUGUUCCAUGGUAUACAACGGUCUCUAACAUACAUGUACUACCUUUUUAUAUGUAUACUGAGAAAAUUUAAUUGGCUUUUUGAUAUGUUUGUAUGACUCAUUUUUUGCAUUUACUGAUCAUGUGAUUUUUUUGGGGGUCAUCUACACAAUGUUUGUUUUAUACUGGACACAACAAUAUUUGGUCAUCUACACAAUGUUUGUUUUAUACCGGGCACAACAAUAUUUGGUUAUUUACAACAAUGUUUUAUACCGGGCACAACAAUAUUUGGUCAUCUACACAAUGUUUGUUUUAUACCGGGCACAACAAUAUUUGGUUAUUUACAACAAUGUUUGUUUUAUACCGGGCACAACAAUAUUGGUCAUCUACACAAUGUUUGAUUUAUACAGGACACAACAAUAUUUGGUCAUCUACACAAUGUUUGUUUUAUACCGGACACAACAAUAUUUUGUGCUUUGCAGACUUUCCAAUGCGAACUUGAGAGUUGAAUCCUAAACCCCAUUUUAUUCUGGCUAAUAUGAUGGAAUUUCCUGAUAUGGUGUUUAAGUGACGUACAUGUACUUACUAUUUAAAGUUGUAUGAUCUGAAUUUCGACAAAUUUUUCCACUAUGUAAAAAUCGCAUGUACUUAUUGAUGAGGCUGUACAACAGGUCGUACAGCAUUUCGCCUGUUUUAACCAGAAUUAUUUGGUUUUAAAUUGGUGUUUACAAACAACCGUCACUCAGUCAUUUCAAGUAACGGUCACAUGUUCUGUUCAGACUUUCAGAUCAUCGGUGAUCUUAUCUGUGUAAAGCCAUGUAUUUUGUUGCAACAGUACUGUGCCUUAAGUUUAAGAGAAUUAAAAAUAUCAAAUACC